CCAGACCCUGAGCAUGCCCAUGACCAUCAGCCAACCUACUCCUAUCAAUGCUGGCGGUGCCAUGUAACGCGCCUUGUUUUAAUCUGUUCUUUUUUUCAUAUGAUCUUUUCUCUAUUUCUUUUCUCUAUUUAUUUGCGUCAUGAUACAAUUUCACGUUCUAUGGAUCUCGGUUUAGGGGAUUUCAUGUUUUGUUUCCUUCUUGAUAUCAUUUCUUCUCCAUCUUUCUUUUAUUUACCUCUUUUCUUUAUGCGUCUUAUGCUCGGAUUGUCCUUUUUUCUUUACGGCUGCAACAACAGAUUUGCUCUUUAUACACAUUGGCUCAGGGCCGACGCCAGCGGAGUAGCAUCUGCUGGUUUUUUGGCUCUGGACGAAAAACGAAGAGAAGGGGCUUGCAUGUGACAGGAGUGAAAAUGACGCCAUCUGUAUAUAUAUAUAUUAUAUACUAUUUAUUCUUCAAUGUCAGAUUAUAAGGAAGGCUUCUCGUGGAAGGAAUUACCACUUGGGAGGCUUUCCUUUGUGUUAGUGUUGAGGUGUAGGAUUCGAUCAAUAGACAUGAAAAACAGUUUCUAUUUAGUUUGCGAGAACGCU
Molecule: messenger RNA, 588 nt
Organism: Trichoderma harzianum CBS 226.95
Lineage: Eukaryota; Fungi; Ascomycota; Sordariomycetes; Hypocreales; Hypocreaceae
Exons: 1
Coding region: 100-399 (99 amino acids)
Source: RefSeq, a predicted model, not a curated record